AUGGAUUCAUGUGUUGAAGCUGCAUCAGAUUCGAUUCUGCACUUACCUGACGCACAACAACAGCCCUUGUUCUCUGCUUGGUUGCCUCCUUCAGUGGGUUUAUGUAAAAUUAAUGCAGAUGGGGUUCUUUUUACAUCACGAAAGCAGGCAGGCAUUGGUGUUGUAAUAAGAGAUGGUGAAGGCAGAUUACUGGCAGCAUUAUGCAGAAAAAUCAAAGCCCCUUUUAUGGCACUUGAAGUUGAAGCUAAGGCCUAUGAAGCUGGUAUGUUGCUAGCAAGACAUUUGGGGUUGCGAGAUGGGGUGUUGGAAGGCCCUGAAAUUGGUGUUGUUAAUUUUUCUCAUGUGCGCAGGAUUGGCAAUAAGCCAGCCCACAUUCUAGCAAGACAAGCUCAAAACCUUGUCAAUGAUGUAAUUUGGAUUGAAGAGAUUCCUUAUUGUAUUCAGCAAGCUCUUAUCUAG
This is a messenger RNA of Quercus robur (English oak), 459 nucleotides long. RefSeq lists its product as uncharacterized. The record is from RefSeq and is a predicted model, not a curated record. Gene Ontology annotation, molecular function: RNA-DNA hybrid ribonuclease activity; nucleic acid binding. The coding region runs from base 1 to 459 and encodes 152 amino acids. Lineage: Eukaryota; Viridiplantae; Streptophyta; Magnoliopsida; Fagales; Fagaceae. The transcript is spliced from 2 exons.